Molecule: messenger RNA, 4807 nt
Organism: Cheilinus undulatus (humphead wrasse)
Lineage: Eukaryota; Metazoa; Chordata; Actinopteri; Labriformes; Labridae
Gene: myo1f
Product: myosin IF
Exons: 28
Coding region: 404-3673 (1089 amino acids)
Biological process (GO): actin filament organization; vesicle transport along actin filament
Cellular component (GO): plasma membrane; cytoplasm; microvillus
Molecular function (GO): microfilament motor activity; ATP binding; actin filament binding
Source: RefSeq, a predicted model, not a curated record
CUCUGCAGUUGCUGUUGUUGCUGUUAACGCCAUGAAUUGGACUGAAUAGCUGAGCUGUUCAGAUGUGUUGAUGCUACCUCUCCGGUCGUUGUUUCAUCCCCACUGUGGUGACACAAAUACAGAAGUAGAGGCUAAACUCUGGGUAGUGCGUGUGUGCAAGUGUGUCAGUGUGUGUUACAUCUCUGAGCAGUUCUGUUUUCACACACUGCAUCUGUGAGAGGAUGAGGAAGUAGCUUUUUGAAUUGUUGCAGUGGAGGUCUUGUAGGUUUCUGCUGGCUGCUGUUGGAUCGGACCGUCCUGGCUUGUGUGGGUGAUGGCUGCAGUGUGAGGAGGCACACCUGUGGAUUUUAACGACACAAACUCCAGACAGAGGACACCUAAGGAGGAGAGGCCAACUGGAACAAUGGCAAAGUACCACUGGCAGAGUCAAAAUGUGAAGCAGAGCGGCGUGGACGACAUGGUCCUGCUGUCCAAGAUCACAGAAGAAGCCAUUGUGGAAAACCUGAAGAAGAGAUACAUGGAUGACUACAUUUUUACAUACAUCGGCCCUGUGCUGAUAUCAGUCAACCCGUUUAAACAGAUGCCCUACUUCACUGAAAGAGAGAUCGAACUUUACCAAGGAGCUGCCCAAUAUGAGAAUCCACCACACAUCUACGCUUUGACUGAUAACAUGUACAGAAACAUGAUGAUUGAUGGGGAGAAUCAGUGUGUCAUCAUCAGUGGUGAGAGUGGUGCUGGAAAGACAGUGGCUGCCAAAUACAUCAUGGGUUACAUUUCUAAAGUUUCUGGAGGAGGAUCCAAAGUUCAGCAUGUAAAAGACAUCAUCCUACAGUCGAAUCCUCUGCUAGAAGCUUUUGGUAACGCAAAGACUGUACGCAACAACAACUCCAGUCGCUUUGGCAAAUACUUUGAGAUUCAGUUCAGUAGAGGAGGAGAGCCAGACGGAGGUAAGAUCUCAAACUUCCUGCUUGAGAAGUCAAGGGUGGUGAGCCAGAAUGAGAACGAGAGAAACUUCCACAUUUACUAUCAGCUGAUAGAGGGCGCCAAUGCUCAGCAGAAAGAGGGCCUGGGUAUCAUGACCCCAGACUACUACUACUACCUCAACCAGUCUGGGACCUAUAAGGUGGAUGGGACCAAUGACAGCAAAGACUUCCAAGAGACUAUGGAAGCCAUGCAGGUUAUUGGGAUCCCAGGUGACAUCCAGACUCAGGUGCUACAGAUCAUUGCAGGCAUCCUCCACCUGGGAAACAUCAGUUUCAUAGAGGCAGGAAACUAUGGACAGGUGGAGAGCACAGACUUGCUUGCCUUCCCUGCCUAUCUGUUGGGAAUCGACCCAAACCGUCUGCAGGACAAGCUGACCAGCCGGAAGAUGGACUCAAAGUGGGGAGGGAAGUCUGAGUCGAUAAAUGUUACCCUGAACCAGGAGCAGGCCACCUACACAAGAGAUGCCCUGGCCAAAGCCCUCUAUGCAAGGCUCUUUGACUACCUGGUGGAGGCCAUAAAUAAAGCCAUCCAAAAACCAUAUGAAGAGUUCAGCAUUGGAGUGCUUGACAUUUAUGGCUUUGAAAUAUUCAAGAGGAAUGGCUUUGAGCAGUUCUGCAUCAACUUUGUGAAUGAGAAACUGCAGCAGAUCUUUAUUGAACUGACUCUGAAGGCUGAGCAGGAAGAGUAUGUUCAGGAGGGCAUCAAGUGGACCGCCAUAGAGUACUUCAACAACAAGAUUGUGUGUGAUCUCAUCGAAAAUAAAUUGAACCCCCCUGGUAUUAUGAGUGUGCUGGAUGAUGUAUGUGCCACCAUGCAUGCCAAAGGAGAGGGCGCAGAUGGCACCCUGCUGCAGAAACUGCAGGCAGCUGUGGGAACUCAUGAACAUUUCAACAGCUGGAACUCUGGCUUUGUCAUACAUCACUAUGCUGGCAAGGUGUCAUAUGAUAUCAAUGGCUUCUGUGAGAGAAACCGAGAUGUGUUGUUUCCUGACCUCAUUGAGCUUAUGCAAAGCAGCGACUAUGGCUUCAUCAGAAGUUUGUUCCCUGAAAAUCUGAACACAGAUAAGAAAGGAAGGCCGACCACAGCUGGGUCAAAAAUCAAAAAACAAGCCAAUGACUUGGUGAACACCCUGAUGAAAUGUACUCCUCAUUAUAUCCGCUGUAUCAAACCCAAUGAGACAAAAAGGCCAAAAGACUGGGAGGAGAGCAGAGUGAAGCACCAGGUAGAAUACUUGGGACUGCGGGAAAACAUCCGUGUAAGAAGGGCUGGAUUUGCAUACCGCAGAGUCUUCAAUAAGUUUCUAAUGAGGUAUGCUAUUUUGACAGCUGAGACAUGGCCAUGUUGGCGGGGUCCAGAGCAACAGGGGGUCCUUCACCUCCUCCGCUCUGUCAACAUGGACAACGAUCAGUACCAGAUGGGACGCACCAAGAUCUUUGUGAAGAAUCCUGAAUCUCUUUUCCUGCUCGAGGAGAUGAGGGAAAGGAAGUUUGACACUUUUGCCAGAAUCAUCCAGAAAUCCUGGAGAAGAUUCAUCGCCAGGAAGAAGUAUGAACAGAUGAGAGAGGAGGCCUCAGACAUCCUGUACAACUCAAAGGAGCGGAGGAGGAACAGCAUCAACAGAAACUUUGUUGGGGACUACCUCGGUCUAGAGCAGAAGCCUGAACUGCGACAGUUCCUGGCCAAGAGGGAGCGUGUCGACUUUGCUGAUUCUGUCAACAAGUUUGAUCGCAGGUUCAAGUCCAUCAAGAGAGAUUUGAUCUUGACCCCAAAGGGCAUCUACCUGAUUGGUCGAGAGAAGGUAAAGAAAGGGCCUGAGAAAGGAGAGAUAAAGGAGGUGCUGAAGAGAAAACUGGAGUUUGGGAGCAUCAGUAGUGUCUCCCUCAGUACGAGGCAGGAUGAUUUCUUCAUUUUACACGAGGCCCAGUACGACAGUCUGCUGGAGUCCAACUUUAAGACAGAGUUCCUCAGCUUGCUUUCCAAACGUUACGAAGAUGUGACCAAGAGAAAACUGACAAUCUCUUUCGCUGACAGAAUGGAGUUCAGAGUGAAGAAGGUGGGCUGGGGUGGAGGAGGCUCCAGGGUAGUGGUGUUUCAGAGGGGGCAAGGGGACCUAGCCCAGCUCAAACCUGGAGGGAAGACACUCACCAUUAGUGUAGGGGAUGGUCUACCAAAGUCCUCCAAGCCAACAAGAAAGAGUGCUCCACAGUCCCGGGGUGGAGGGAGAAAUAACGUCACCAGCAGAGGGUACCAGAAUGGAGCUGCCAAGUUUUCUAGAGCACCUCAACACCAGCAAUCAGACAUCACAUAUUCCUCCCCACACAAACAGGCCCGGCCACCCAGCACAGGUCCUCCCAAACUGGGCUCCCAAAGAGCCCCCAGAGCUCCAGUCCACAACCAGCACAACCAGGGUAACAUGGACUUCCUUAAUGUGCCCGAACAGGGCAUGUCGGGGCAGCAGAGGAAAAGGAGCAUCAGUCGCAGACCUCCUCCUGCUCCUAAACCACAGGCCCGUCCGAAAGGGCCCCGCUGUCGGGCUUUAUAUCAGUACAUUGGCCAGGACACAGAUGAGAUCAGUUUUGAUGUCAACGAGGAGUUCGACCUCAUCAAAGAAGAUCCAUCAGGCUGGUGGACAGGGAGGAUUCGAGGAAGGGAAGGUCUCUUUCCUGGCAACUAUGUGGAAAAGAUUUGAACAGGACUCAGUCAGCCCUGUUGGAGCUUCACUCUGGAGAAAUAAGUAUUUCUUUGAACACAGCACAUCAUUUUUGUUAAAGAGACAGUUAAUGGUAGAUCUGUAGAUCUCCAUUCAUAAUGGAAACAGUCAUGUUAAAGGCUGCACCUCCCUGACAUUUGAGCCACAUAUAACUUGUUCUGCAUGGUGACAGGCAUCACACCUCAAUACACAAAUCCACUGCAAUGAGCUGCUCAGGUUUCAUCACUGUUGUCUGGGACUUCUGCUCUAAAUGACAUAGCAACAAGAUCUAAACCCUCACCCAGUCUCAAAAAACACCUUUAGCUUAUGGUGUGUACAGUAUCAGAAAAGAUUUGAAUAUUUUUAAGUUAGGAAUAUGCUUAUAUUAAAAAUACAGCUUUAUUUUUGAUAUUGCCUGCUGUUCAGUCCACACAAUCACUCAUGUAAGUCUUUAAUGAAUGACCACGGGUAUUGAAUGAUAACUAUCGAGACAUCGAAUAAAUGUAAAGAUCAAUCAAAUAAAAUUGAAGAUCAUUUACCGGGAGUCUAAAUGUUUUCUGUAUUUUUGUUUUGAGAUGACAGAGUCAUGAGGUCUGAUAAUGUGUAGUUAAUGUUAAAGUGACCUUUAAAUGCUGCACAGCUUUUCUGAUGUCUACAUUGUUUAUAUUUGCCUAAAGCUUUUUCUAGACUUAAAUAAUGCUCAGUAUUCAUAAUUGAGACCAAAGCAUAAAAUCAAGUCUAAAAAGAUUUGCAUUUUUAAGUGUUUAAUUUGUUAAAAAUGCAAACUUGACUGUUAUUUUCGCACUGAAAAAAACUGCUUAAGUUCUAAGCCAUUAAAUAAACAAUGCUUUGUGUGACUAAAACAACAGAUUUUUACAAUAACCUUUUUAAAGUUUCUCAUGUACUUUUGAUUUUCAAAGUAACAGAAAUGUAUGUUCAUUUAUUAUUUACCUCAAGGACUUUUGCACUGGUUUAGAUGUCAUCAGUAGGUUAUGACUGAUUUCUGAAUAAAAACAGAAAAAGGAAACUUAGCUUUUGUUAUCUGUAAUUUCAUGUUGUUAUGUAAGAUAAUGCCAUUGCCUCACUGCCAAUAUUCACUCUGUUUUGUUACAUAAGAAAAUAAAAAAGUUUCAA